This is a messenger RNA of Sitophilus oryzae (rice weevil), 994 nucleotides long. Its product is annotated as ankyrin repeat domain-containing protein 31-like. The transcript has a single exon. The record is from RefSeq and is a predicted model, not a curated record. Lineage: Eukaryota; Metazoa; Arthropoda; Insecta; Coleoptera; Curculionidae. Gene Ontology annotation, molecular function: protein binding. The annotation marks the transcript as partial. Gene Ontology annotation, cellular component: cytoplasm.
UAGCUACCUAAAUGUGUCAUGUUUUCUAUAUAAGUAAUGCAUUUUUGGUUUAUCCAUUUAAUAGUUGCCCGAAGUUGCACAUUUAUUCAUAUUAUUUGUUACAUUUUCAUGUUAAAAAAUGUCUUCAAAAACGGUAUCUAAAGAAUUAGAAAAGCGUGUUCUUGAGUUUUUGUGUAACCAGACUCAAAAAUUCUUGUUUAUCGACUGUUCAAAUUCCGGGUUAAACGGAAACGAAAUAUUUGGUGUUAUUCAAGGGCUUAAACUUCUUAAAGUAGAAAACAGUGCAAAAAACUCAGCCAAGAGACGAAAGAUAGAGCUACCACAGGGAAACUACUUGGGAAGAGAAAAUCAAGCAUAUUAUAAAUGGAAUCAUGAAAAUUUAGAAGAAAUAAUGUCAAAAUCUCCUAAUUUGUUGUUGUUGGAGUUACCAGAGGAGGAAGAUAUUGAUAGAGAUCGAGUAAAGAACAUUUUAGAUCUUGUAGAUAGAUAUUUGUUAAAAAAAAUGAUACUGGUUUCGAAGAAGAAAGAUUUUUUUGAAGAUUUAUUUUAUUGGUACCAUAAAGCAGGUAUGCUGAAACUUAAAAAACCUCAGCCAGCUUUUUUUCCCAUUCACAAUAUUGUUGUUGGUUCCUUAACAGAUAUUAUCACAGAUUUGGUUCGUAAAGGUGCAGAUAUUAAUCAACAAAAUGGAAAUAAAGAUACACCUUUACAUCUGGCAGUUGAAAAUGGUCGUAUUGACUUAGUGCGUCAUUUGUUAAGUCUUGGUGCAGAUGUAAAUCUAAGAAACAAAGAAAAUAAAACUGUUUUGCAUGUUGCUUUGAAGAAAAACUUUCUUGACAUAGCUCAUAUUAUUUUAAAAAAAAACGUAGACGUAAAUUUAAAAGAUAAUGAAGGAUAUGCUGCUCUACAUUUGGCAGCAGGGCUUGGAAAUAUUGACAUUAUGAUACAGCUGUACCACAUUCCAAACAUAGUUAGAUGUUUGAUAUCCCAUAAG